CUCUCCUACUCCCCAAUGGCGGCCGCGCCUCCCCAGCCCGCCGCGCCCGCCCCCGGCCCCGCGAACGGCGGCGACGCGUUCCGCCUGGGCUUCGUCGGCGCGGGGAACCUGGCCGAGAGCAUCGCGCGCGGCGUCGCGGCGUCGGGCGUCCUCCCGGCCUCCGCCGUCCGCACCGCGCCCCACCGCCGCCCCGAGCGCGGCGCCGCCUUCGCCUCCCUCGGCGCCACCAUCCUCGCCUCCAACGCCCAGGUUGUGGACGACAGCGAUGUGAUCGUCAUCUCCGUCAAGCCCCAGAUUGUGAAGCAGGUUCUGGUUGAGCUCAAGCCCUUGCUGUCUGAAGAAAAGCUUCUGGUCUCCAUCGCUGCUGGCAUCAAAAUGAAAGAUUUGCAGGAUUGGUCUGGUCAGCGCAGAAUUAUUAGAGUAAUGCCAAACACCCCCUCUGCUGUCGGACAAGCAGCAUCAGUGAUGUGUCUGGGAGAGACAGCUACUGAGAAGGAUGAAAACCGUGUCAAAAGCUUAUUUAGUGCCAUUGGAAAAGUUUGGACAGCUGAAGAAAAAUAUUUUGAUGCGGUUACUGGCUUGAGUGGUAGUGGUCCGGCCUACAUUUUCUUGGCAAUAGAGGCCAUGGCUGAUGGUGGAGUUGCUGCUGGGCUUCCUCGGGAUCUUGCUCUUGGUCUUGCAGCUCAGACAGUGCUAGGUGCUGCAACCAUGGUUAGCGAGACGGGUAAACAUCCAGGGCAGCUGAAGGAUCAGGUCACUUCCCCUGCAGGAACUACCAUAGCUGGUGUUCAUGAGCUCGAGAAGGGUUCGUUUCGCGGCACACUGAUAAAUGCCGUUGUUGCUGCCACAACAAGAUGCCGAGAGCUCUCGAAAAAUUAGACCUCUUAUAAUUCUAUUAGCCAGUAUUAGGUUUGCUACAAUUCUGCAAUAAAAUGGUGUAGACAUGAUUUAUGAGAUCUUUAAAUCUCAGACUCAAAACAAGUUCUCAACAUAUUUUGCUGGUCUA
Molecule: messenger RNA, 1006 nt
Organism: Triticum dicoccoides
Lineage: Eukaryota; Viridiplantae; Streptophyta; Magnoliopsida; Poales; Poaceae
Product: pyrroline-5-carboxylate reductase-like
Exons: 7
Coding region: 16-879 (287 amino acids)
Biological process (GO): L-proline biosynthetic process
Molecular function (GO): pyrroline-5-carboxylate reductase activity
Source: RefSeq, a predicted model, not a curated record